This is a messenger RNA of Erigeron canadensis, 523 nucleotides long. Its product is annotated as flowering-promoting factor 1-like protein 3. Lineage: Eukaryota; Viridiplantae; Streptophyta; Magnoliopsida; Asterales; Asteraceae. Bases 96 to 428 code for a protein of 110 amino acids. Gene Ontology annotation, biological process: regulation of flower development. The record is from RefSeq and is a predicted model, not a curated record. The transcript has a single exon.
AACCAUUACCCAUGUCCACUUUCAACAUCAUCCAAUUCACAUUCCUAUAAAAAUAGAAAGAAAAAGAAAAGUACCAUCUUCUUAUUUAGAUAUAUAUGUCGGGUGUUUGGGUGUUCAAGAACGGGAUAAUUAGACUCUUGGACUAUAAUUCUAGUCAUGAAGGGUUGGGUCAACGUCGGCGUAAGGUAUUAGUUCAUAUAGCGACAAACCAAGUGGUGACAUCGUAUGAGAUGCUUGAGAGAAUGUUGUUGCCUUUGGGAUGGGAGAGGUACUAUGACGAUCCUGACUUGUUUCAAUUUCAUAAAAGCUUCCACACAAUGCACCUUAUCUCCCUCCCUAAAGACUUUAACAAACUCAAGUCUAUACAUUUAUAUGAUAUUGUGGUCAAGAGCCGUCCCAAUGUGUUUGAAGUACGGGACCUAGUGUAGCUACUAUUUAUACACAACAGUUACUUAAGCAAGUUUCGGGGUAAUAAUUCUUAUCAUGUCUAUUUCUGUGUUUCUGGUUUAUAUCAAACAAAGUA